Messenger RNA from Mesorhabditis belari, 2286 nucleotides. Lineage: Eukaryota; Metazoa; Nematoda; Chromadorea; Rhabditida; Rhabditidae. The record is from the annotation of a GenBank genome assembly.
AUGAGGUUCAAGAAUGGGUUUUGGAUUCCAGCAAUCUUACUAGUUUUCUCUUUGGAUCGAGUUGCCAGUAAAAAUUGUCCCUGGAAGCAACCACUCGAGCUGAGCGCGAACACGCCCGCUCAACAAUACUCGGGAUCGGCGUUGAAGAGUGACAAAAAUCAAGCUAUCUGCACCGAGAUCUCGGAGUGUGAUGUCGACGAGUGUCCGAUCACGCUCGAUUUUGCCUACCUUUGCUCGGACGACGUGAAAGACAACAUGUUGCCAUGCAAUGAGAUCACCGCCGACGCUCUUCCAUUUAAAAUUGCUUCCAAUGGUGAAAAACCGGCAUUUACCGCCUGCAAAACAAGGGCAACUAUCGGUACACGAAAACUAAAAAGCUGUUCGUGGGACUCGGUAUCGGUGUCCAGCAAGCUUGGAGUUUUGUGGGACACGGAGACGAAAAUCGACAUGUCGACAGUGGCUUUCUUGUUUCGUGCAAACUCGCUUAUGACACCCAACACUGACUUCCUCCCGAUUCCUUUUACGACACUGGUCGACAGCUUCGAGUUCUCCCUUGAGAAAUCCGAACAAUCGACUUGGAUUGCAAUGAAUUUUGAGAAAGGAUUGCUGGAUUAUUUGGAAGUGAAAACGAAUGACAACAAUCUCGAGUGUGGCUAUGCCCUUUGGCUCUACAGCCCACCAGGAGCAAAUGGCGGAAACGAGCUCUACCAACUUUUUACGAUCAAAGAAAACGAUCCACAACAAUUCCUUGAGAACACCCAAUACAGUCUACAAAUUCCAGCUGGAUGCUCGCCGUUUAUUCGACUCGGCCAAGACAAGCAAGGAGAAAAUGCCUGGUACAAAGAAUCACAAAACGACUGCUCUGGAACGGUCGUUGUCACAACGCCCGGUUACAGGAAUUUUGAUGAUUUUGAUGAUUCGAAUCCAUUUCUAGAUGAUUAUUACCUGGAUCGAACGAUUAUUUGUAAGGAAUCCAUCACCAACAUGACUGUCGAGCUUUUGACAGAUGGUGAUGUUGGGAAUAUUGCAGUAACGGUGAACGCUUUCGAUUUUGAUCACAAUCCGAUACUCGACCAAACUUGCAUUAUUGACCAAGACACGAAAGGGUGCUCAUUUUCGGGAGUUGGAUCGAUUCAAUUGACUUGUCCAAAUGAAGAGCUUGGAGAAACCACGGGAUUGGCGGCACUCGUUCAUGUCUUAAAAGUAGAUGAUCAGAAAACAGAGGCGCCAAAUACCGAGUCAUCAACUGAGUCGACAACGGAGCAUCCAAAAACCACAAAAACUCCGAAUAACUGUCCGACGAACAUUCCAUUACUUGAUGCAACUACUCCAGCUCAGCAAUUCUCGGGCACAACAUUAAGCAAAUCGAAAACGGCUGUUUGUUACAAAAUGAUGGAAUGUGUUGGUGAUGAUUGCUCGAUCACGCUUGAUGUCACCUUCAUUUGUGCAAACGAUGGGAUCAACACCAUGAUGCCAUGUGAUUUUGACGAAAGCAAUUUGCCAAUUCUUAACGCUUUAAACAAAGAAAAAUUGAUCCCGCUGCACGAUUGUAUGAAAAGACCAUUUGGAAAUCUGUUUCUUCAAUAUUGCAUUUGGUCCUCAGAAAGUCGUGAGAUUGGACUCGAAUGGGAUCAAAUGUCAAAGAUUGAUCCGUCAACGUUUGCUUUCGGAUUUCAUGUGACCCAGUGGAUGGAAGCAAACACCAUCUUUUUCCCACUACCCUUCACAACACAGAUUGAUGACUUUAAACUAUCGCUUGGCCAGUUCGAUCAAGAUGUUUGGCUGGCAAUGAGUUUUGAGCAAGGAUUUUUGAGUUAUCUUGACGUGAACCUUAAUGAUAAUCCUGCUUGUGUCUAUGAGCUUUGGCUGUUUAGUCCACCGGGAAACAAUGGUGGAAAAGAGCUCUACAAACUUAUGACGAUCAAAGAGAAUGAUCCAGUACAGUUUCUCGAAAAUCCCAAAUACAGUCUUCGAAUUCCGGCUGGAUGCUCCCCAACGAUUGGGCUCACUCAAGACAAUCGAGGGAUAAGAGGAUGGUACGAUGAAUCACAAGGAGUUUGCGCGGGAACGGCUCUCGUCACAACGUACAACUACGGAAACGAAGACCCACAAACUGUAAAUCCCGUCAAUUACUACCUAAAUAGAAGCCUUUUUUGCAAUGAAUUCCUCAUCGACAUGACUAUCGAGGCAAUGCGCAUCAUCAAAAUUGCACAAUCCAUGGCGACGGCCAAAAAUGCUCCUUUACAAGCGUUGGCUCAAUUCAACUCUCUUGCCCGAGAAACCAAA